GAAGUGUUUUUGCUGCUGAAACGUAACUGCGGACAGGACUCACAGGCUGGAAUGUGGUGUGACAGUCCUGGAUGUUUUACGUCCAACAUCCACAUCCACUCUGACUGUCGCGUCUGCCCGUCAGAGUGGACUGCAGGCUUUGGUGGGUUUAUGUGCUCCACGAGGGCCCUGCCAGUUCAUGUUGGGUUUUAUUGUAUGUCACUUUUUGCAUGCAGUGUGGUGACAUGUGAUCUCUUUCGGCACCCGUAAAAGUCACAUUUGAGACAGUUGUGAGGGUAGGAUAAUAAAAACGUAAAUAGGUUUGGUAAACGUGUUCAGACCUCCCGUCCAGCAGAGGGCGGUAAGUUUUACCCACUCACAGGCUUACUGUGCAUGCGUACAAAGUAACCCGGAAGUGAAGCCGAUAAACAACCGAGCACGACGCUUCGAGGAGAGACUUUUUGCUGUUUUCAUCGCCGCUCAGACUGUUGAUAAAAUGUCUAAAAUCGAGAUGCUGAGGCUGCUGAUCAACCAGCGGCUCACCGCGGCCGCCGAGGAGAUCUUCAGGGUGUUCGGGAGGACCAUAGCCGAGUACGAAGAGGAGAUCUCCCGCUCCAAGCUGGAGAUCGACCGCCAGCGUCGGCUGCUGGACCUCACCAGGAAGCCGCAGAUAUCCGUGGAGGUCAACAGUUCAGCUCUCUGCGAGCCGCUGGAGUGGAGCUCCAGUCUGGACCUGAACGAGACAAAGUCUCCUCACAUCAAAGAGGAGGAGGACGAGCUGUGGCCGCCUCAGCAGGAGGAGACGACGGAGCAGAACAGCGUCAAGUUCGUGUUGUUCCAGAGCGGCGGCGUGGGGAGCAAGCAGGACGAUGACCAGAUGACCUCCUCGCUCUCAAAGGACUCGGAGCUGGACCAACAGCCGGGCCCCUCGGCCCAGCAGACCUGCUCAGACCUUGACGAGGAUGCCCCCGAAGCGUCAGAUCCAGCUUUGCGUAACGGUCAGCUCGACAGUGUCGAGCUGGAGGGGUCGCUGUCUGAGGUGGUGGACUCGUACAUUUGCACCAUCUGCGGGCGGGCGUUCGCUCAGCGUGGUCACUGGGCCAAACACGUGCAGGUUCACCGCAAGGUCGAGAACAAAGUCGACAAGUCGUACACGUGCGACAUCUGCGGGAAGAGGCUGACGCGCUUCGACGGUUAUCAGAAACACUUGAGGAUCCACACGGGUGAAAAGCCGUACUGCUGCGACGAGUGCGGCCGCAGAUUCAGCGACAACUCGAACUACAAGCGGCACAUUCGCACACACACGGGACCGAAAACGCAGCAGAGCUGAGGCGGCGGGACGAGGACCGAAGCUUCGGCAGGAGGUUUCGUGGACAGAAAACACUCUGAUGUGGAUAAAUGUGAACAUUUUUCUCAUUGCUUAACUCUGGUUCAUUUUCUUUAAUUUUAUUGUCCGUUCUGUUCUAAUGAAGCCGUUCCAGAAACCGGCAGUUUUACCACUUUUUCCAUAAUCAAAGAGGCAAAAGAUUUCCAAGCUUCACCUUCACACCUCGAUUCCACCGGGCAGGCCGUGACGCGGUUUGUUCUGUCCUCUGCUGUCCUCCUGUGGGUAAGUAUGUGGUUUAGGACUGGCAGUCUGCGCAGGAUGUCUUCUUGACAUGAACUCGAUGACGUUACAGUGUCCCACUUCCUGCAUAGGUCAGCUUGUCAUGUUGUCCUUUGCAUGUGUUUUAAGAGGAGCUCGACUCAGAGCUCGCUGGAGGGAUCGCAUAUCCCGUUUGGCCUGGGGCCGCCUCGGGGUCCCUCGGGAGGAGGCUUGGAAUCCCUGCUGCCUGCUGACCAGACCAGACCAGACUCCUGCAUGGACAUUUCAUCGUGGACAGACAAAUAGAUGGGAACCUUCAGCAUGUUAUUGGAUUUCUCAUAUUUAUCCUCACUUGUGUGGACAGAAGAGACAUGUUCAGUAUUUUCAUACGUGAGAUAUUUAAACAGGCGGUUCUACACUGGAGGAAAUGUUGCAGUUAUUUUUAUACGUUACUGUUCGUCAGGCCCUGCACACGUCUGCAGCACAGACGGUCCUGUCUUUCGCUCAGGACUGCCAACUCACUACUGCAGAGUCUUUGUGGGGCUUCUGUUUGGGGCACCAGGGGGUCGAAUAGUCCUGACUGUCAGCAGUGAAUCAGCUUUUAACAGGACUGUAUGACUUUUACUGAAGUAAUAAAAUCACGUCACAAAUCA
Messenger RNA from Scatophagus argus, 2217 nucleotides. RefSeq names its product histone-lysine N-methyltransferase PRDM9-like. Gene Ontology annotation, cellular component: nucleus. The record is from RefSeq and is a predicted model, not a curated record. Lineage: Eukaryota; Metazoa; Chordata; Actinopteri; Scatophagidae. The coding region runs from base 476 to 1309 and encodes 277 amino acids. The transcript has 2 exons.